AUGAAAUAUAUUUUUGCAAUUGUUUUUGUGUGCACCCUAAGUGCACUCGCACUUGCCGAUGAGAAAUCACAACCUCCGCCACCACCACAAAUUAAGGAUCCGCAGGUCAAUGUGAAUGUUGGUGGCUCCCCCAAGGAUGGCUACAACGUAAAUGCCGAUGUUCGCAAGAACAUUUGGACCAGUGACAAUGGCAAACAUUCAUUUGAUGCUACAGCCGGCUAUGGCCAGCAUGUGGGUGGACCUUAUGGUAACAGUCGUCCAGAUUAUCGUGGUGGUGGCAUUUACACCUAUAGAUGGUAG
Molecule: messenger RNA, 300 nt
Organism: Musca vetustissima
Lineage: Eukaryota; Metazoa; Arthropoda; Insecta; Diptera; Muscidae
Product: diptericin-D-like
Exons: 2
Coding region: 1-300 (99 amino acids)
Biological process (GO): defense response to bacterium
Cellular component (GO): extracellular region
Source: RefSeq, a predicted model, not a curated record